Colletes gigas is the source of this 4273-nucleotide messenger RNA. RefSeq lists its product as uncharacterized. Gene Ontology annotation, molecular function: peroxidase activity; heme binding. The coding region runs from base 1 to 4152 and encodes 1383 amino acids. The record is from RefSeq and is a predicted model, not a curated record. Lineage: Eukaryota; Metazoa; Arthropoda; Insecta; Hymenoptera; Colletidae. Gene Ontology annotation, biological process: response to oxidative stress. The transcript is spliced from 4 exons.
AUGUACGGAGGCAGGCGCGUCACGGAGAGGACCUCGCUCACGAGGCCCAUGGACACGCCGGAUUACGUGGAAUUCGCGGGCCUCAUGAGGACCAGAAAGUCGAGGAUCAGGCAAUUUCAGUGCUGCAUCUGUGGCACAUUAAUAGCGCUCUUCACCAUGGCCCUCGUAGUCGCAGUUAGCUACUCGGUCACCCACGAUAUCAUAGACACGGCGCCAAAUUUCACAGAGCCAGCGCUCCAGGUGUCCCCGAACCUGACCAGUCCCCUACGGCUAGGUUUCGCUCCAGGAUCCGGAUCGUACACGUUGUUCAGCAACACGGCGAUCCUGCCCAGCUCCAAUUCGAUCCUCGUCACGGACAAGAGCUCCCCCGUGCCAACGCUCAGCGAGGACGAGUACAAAGAGGGGUUGGAAGCCGGUCGCCAGGCGAUGAACGACCGUCUGUUCGCUGACGAGACCGCAUUGGCGUCCCCAUUGCCCUCCCCGUCGCCAGCGUCGAGGCAUCGUUACGCGGUGAGCACCUGUCUGAGCGUCAGGACGCUUGCACUGGCGGCGGUGGCGGAGCUGGCCGCGACCAAGCGGAUCGAGAACUCUAGGACCAUCCUGGCGGCUCCAUCGGCCGUUGGGAGCUUCUUCGACGGUGGCUGGGUGCCGCUCGGCGCGUGCAAGCAGCUGAUUACUCAGAACUGCGCCCAGAGCAAGUACAGAAGCUUCGACGGGAGCUGCAACAGGCCCAUGCAGUGGGGAGCAACGAUGACGCCGUUCAGAAGGGUCCUGCCGCCCAGUUACGCAGAUGGCGUCGAAACACCACGCAAGGCACUGUCGGGGGCGGAGCUACCCUCCGCCAGGGAAGUCAGUUUGAAGGUCCACAAGCCGUCGCCGAGCAGCAAUCCCCAUUUCACCGUGAUGCUGGCCGUGUUCGGGCAAUUUCUGGACCACGACAUCACCGCCACUGCGAUCAGCCAGGGCAUCAACGGUAGUUCCAUCUCCUGCUGCCCACCCUCCGUCGGCCAUCCCGAGUGCUUUCCGGUCCCCGUGGCCGCCGGUGACCCCGUCUUCGACGUCGCCGGUAGGACCUGCAUGGAGUUCGUCAGAUCCGCUGCUGCGCCUCAGUGCAAGCUCGGGCCCAGACAGCAGUUGAAUCAGGUGACAGCGUUUAUCGACGGCUCGGCGAUUUACGGAUCGGACGUAACGACGGCACGCGACCUGCGCGAGUUGGCGGGCGGUCGUUUGAGAAUGCAAAGGACCCCGGACAAUCGAACGCUAUUACCGCGAAGCACAAACCCGAACGACGGCUGCAACCGGGAGAGCGAAAGGCUGAGAGGCCGGUACUGCUUCGCCGCCGGGGACGCCAGGGCGAACGAGAACUUGCACUUGACGACGAUGCACCUCCUCUGGGCGCGUCAGCACAAUAGGAUCGUCGAGCGGUUGGCUAAGAUCAAUCCAGCUUGGGACGACGAGACGCUCUACGAGGAGUCUCGUCGCAUAGUCGUCGCUCAGCUGCAGCACAUCACCUAUCAGGAAUUCAUACCGAUCGUACUGGGCGAGCAGGAGACCAGCCAGCGCGAGAUGAGGCCCCUGGUGUCCGGGUACAGACAGUGGACGGAGAAUCCGGACGAACCGAACGUGGAUCCGACAAUAGCCAACAGCUUCGCGGCAGCUGCUUUCCGUUUUGCUCACACUCUGUUGCCUGGACUGAUGAAGGUGACGGACCAGCUGCAGGGCAGCUCCUCUUACGUGGAGCUCCAUAGAAUGCUGUUCAAUCCGUACAGUCUGUAUUCCGAAGGCGGCGUGAAGAGCUCCGUGACCUCGGCCACGGAGAACGUCAUCCAAAUGACGUCCACGCACGUCACUUCGCAGUUGACCAAUCACCUGUUCGAGGACCCGAUGGCGAACGCCACGGUCCCCUGCGGAUUGGACCUGGUGUCGUUGAACAUUCAGCGAGGACGGGACCACGGGCUGCCCGGGUACACAAGAUGGCGGGAACAUUGCGGACUGGGGAGGCCCGAGACUUUCGUCGACCUGGAGGGACACCUGGACCCGCAGACCCUUCGAGACGUAUCGACGCUGUACGAGUCCGUUCAUGACAUUGAUUUGUACACCGGCGCGCUGGCAGAGCUACCCAAGGCUGACGGUAUAGUUGGGCCCACCUUCAGUUGCCUGAUCACCGAUCAGUUUGUACGUUUGCAAAAGGGGGACCGUUUCUGGUACGAGAUACCUGGUCGGCCUCACUCGUUCACCGAAGAUCAGCUGCGAGAAUUACGUAAAACGUCACUGGCGAGGUUGAUCUGCGACUGUUCCGAUGGGGUCACGCAAACGCAGGUCCAAGUGAUGCGCACCAUAGGCCCCAACAAUCCCAUGAUGACCUGCGAGGAUAUACCAGCGUUGUCAUUAGAACCCUGGAGGGAGACCAAACCGUCCAGUCCUCUACUGAAAGCUACGUUCGCGCCAGUCAACUGGACCGAGUUUAAGAACACCAUAAACAGCACGAUUCGAGACGUCGUGACGUACAUAAACAACACAAGAUCGUCGGCCACGAUGGACACCGACUGGCUAGCGUUUAAGAAUUACAUAAAUAGCUCAUUCUCCGAUCUCAGGAACCAACUGUCCGACAUGCACCCGCCAAAACCCGCUGAAAGUCCUGUGCCAAAGGAGACGUCAUCCAAGCACAAUGAUAGCUUCGUAUUGCGAUCAGCGGGUCCAGCGAACAUGUACCAGGACUGGAUCAGUUUUAAGAGCGACCUGGUGAAGACUCUGAACGACUCCAUAGGGACCAUGGGUGAUGGUCCAGCCGCAACUGCGAAGUGGAUCGCUUUCAAGCAGAAUGUUAUCGAUCAAUUCGCCGAUCUGAAGAGUCAGAUCAAAUCUAUGAAGGCAGAAGCUGCUCCGAAAUUGUUGCUGAGCGCCAAGGACUCAAUAAUUCCAGCAACCUUCGACUGGAAGAAUUUCAAAGACAACAUCACGACAUCCUUGGACGACACCAUCAUAGACAUAGGGAAGAACAUGCCGCCGCCAGGCGAUCCAGCUUGGGCAACGUUCGGUAAAGACAUAAAGGAUAGAUACGCUGCUCUUCGAGAUAAAAUAGACAGCCAGAAGCCCACCGUUCCAACGGAACUGGCAACUGGAGGGUCUGAUCCUGACCUUGCCAAGGCAGUGAAGGAAAUAAAGGACAAAAUGCCUCCGCCGGGCGAUCCAGCGUGGGCGACUUACAGAGACGAAAUCACGAAGACGUUCUCAGCGUUCAGGAACACCUCGUCGCCGUUGGAGCUUGCCACGUUGUCCGCCGUUCCCGAGAACAACGCCGAGCUCUCCAACUUGACCAAAGACUGGCUGGAGUUUCGCGGCCAGAUCAACGAUUCCCUGACGCGAGUGAUCGAGGACGUUCGAAGCAAAAAGCCAACGACCAUAGAUCCUGUAGCCUGGGCCGCGUUCAGGGACUCCGUCGCGAACGAUUUCGCGAAACUGAAGAACGACAUCGCCGACACGAAGGCCGAAUGGGCGACACCGAACCAAAAUUCACCGAGUCUCCAGGCUGCGUUCAAGAAAGAACCCGCCAAAUUCGAUUACACCAAGUUUUUGAAGCCCAACCCUGUCAUCCCCCCGGACGAGUGGGUGUCUUUCAAAAAACAAAUCAACGACAUCCUGAUGAGCCUGUUGAGCGCCACGAACGCCACGGAGAAGACGGACUUCGACGAGAUUCACGGGCUGUUUAACCGGUCGUUCGCCGAGCUGAGGAACGAAAUCGCGUCGCUGAGGGAUCAGAUCGCGGAGAGCAAUAGCAAGAAUAAUACUAAGAACGACUGGAUCGGCUUCCAGACGCGACUGAACGCCACGGUGAUGGAAUUGGCGGAUAAUCUUAAGAACGGGAACGCGAUGGAGGUCCUGUUCCAGACUAAGGACAGACUGUCUGGCUUGGAACCGCCUCCUGGCAUACCGCUCGACGAGUGGGUACGAUACUCUUCCGAGAUCAACGAGACGGUCGCGGACAGCCUGAAAGGCAUCAAAGAUCAGAAGCGGCAAGCGUCGAUGAUCAAAGCGGCGGAUCCAGCGUCUUCUUCCUCCGAGGCGGCCGUGCCAGAUUGGUUGUUAGUUCCGUGCCUCGCGAGCUUGUUACACGCGUCUCUAUCAAAAUUCCAAAUACCAUCUAGAUGUUAGAACGAAGCAUUUUUUUUUACCGUAACUAUUGUACAUAUCGUAAUAACUUUUACAAACUUAACGCUGAGAACACGGGAGAACGGAAGCAAGCGAAAAGCCGUCGCGUUACCAAACUCGGGGU